Messenger RNA from Pygocentrus nattereri (red-bellied piranha), 2379 nucleotides. RefSeq lists its product as uncharacterized. The record is from RefSeq and is a predicted model, not a curated record. The transcript is spliced from 2 exons. Lineage: Eukaryota; Metazoa; Chordata; Actinopteri; Characiformes; Serrasalmidae. The coding region runs from base 130 to 681 and encodes 183 amino acids.
AGUACGUGACCCUUUCACUUCGCAUGCAUCUGCUGUGCUUGCAUUCCCUACAAAUCCUGUAGCGCUCACUGAGGAUCCUCUGAAUGCUCACUCAAUCUUCCAGUUGCCUGCUGAAUCUCUGAGACUUACAUGAUGAGACACUGUCGCUUCCUGAGACUCAUCCUGCUGACGGCUUUGGUGAUCUUUUCAUCAUUGAAGACAUUAAACUCAGUGGAGGAGCUGGAGAAGACCCAUUUUGGCACACCACCCCCUAGACACGGUCUUGUGCUGCUCGUGUGGUAUGUGAAUAAUUGCAUUGACAACAACAUGGUGGCUCUCUGUGACCCCACAGAAGGAGCUUAUGGCUUCCACGAAUUCAAGAAUAGAGGGCCAAGCACCCUGCUCCCAAAGCUGAAGGAUAAGAUGUAUGGCUACUUCACCUUAGGAAACCUUCAUUACAAACAUGCCACUGACCUGCCCUAUGAAGUCAGGAAAUAUUACAAUCCACAUGAUCUAAAGAGUAACAUGGACAGAGUGAUUGUCAAGUAUAACAAAAACAAGAACACAAUUGAGGAGGUGUACAUAUCAGAGCACUAUAAGAAGUCAAAGACGUAUCUUCUUGGUCCAAAACUCAUUGAAGAAUUAAGACAACAGGCAGCUUUUCGUAUUGUUCCUGAAGCCUUUAGCGAGAUGAACAUUUAAAAUAAAGUUUGGCAUUUAUUGUUAUGAGAAAAUGAUUUCUAUUGAUUCUAUUGAUUGUAUUUGCUACUUAACUUCCUGAGUAACACUUUAUUUAUAGGUUACUUACAUAGGGACUUUGUAGCACAUGCAUAAUCAUUAACAUUGUAUGACGUACUUGUAAAACAAUACUUGAAUAUUGAUAAAGACAGUUUGUGUUAUUAAGUAAAUUACAUUGUUUUGGCAUGAAGGCCCUGAAGCUAUGAAAGAUUUUGAUACCCUUGAACGUAUCAUUUUCAUACAUAAUUAUUCAAAUAUACAUAUAUGCACAUAUGAAUAUACAUAUGCGUGCACACACAAACAUUCUGUACAUUUAUAAAAAAUCUUUAAAAACAACAUUACUCAGAUAAAUAUAAAAUUUCCUUGUCUGUAUUUCUACAAGAGAAGGAAAAAAAUAAUUUGCUUGCUUGUAAAUGUACUUAAGCUUCAAAAAUAAAGUCCUUCGAGCUUCCACAAUUAUAUAUUUUUCCGGUUCCAGUAGUCUCUAAUGAUGCCUCAUCACAGUAUAAAUAAUAAGAUGCUUAUGCAUGUGUUUUGUAGUCCCUGUGAAGGUUUGUCUUUAGAUAAAGUAAUACACUGUCCUGUAAAACUGCUGCCCAGACUGACAUAAGCUGUUAGUUUCUGUUUACCGUGAUUGUGUCUGAGCCAACUUUCAGUUCUCAACAUCACAUCUGUUUUCCCAUAUUUAGCCACUUCCCUUUUUCACUCUUUCUAUGUGGCCACCCUAACUGAACGUUCAUCCUGCUGAUCACAGGCAGCUGAACACUUCAGGGCUAAAGGUGGAAGCUUUUCUGCAUUUCUCCAGUUUUACAAAUGCUGUUGCAUUUCCCAUGACGGGUGUUCCACCUCAAUUGUUCCAGUCAAUCAUCAACCCAUUAUGGUGGUAAUUAUAAUGAUGUUUAAGUUCGGAAUGAAAGCUGCUCUCGGAAACAAGAAUAAAAAUUCUAACAUAUUUGCCAAGAAAGCAAAUUAGCUUGUGCCAUAUGUGCAGAAGUCACAUGAGAAAAAUAUACAACAAUGUAUAGGAAUAAUACUUAGUAAUGGGUGACAAAUAUACUCUAAACAAUAUAUAAUGCAGCGAAUUGCCAUUUGUGUUUUGAAGAAAAGGCUUUGCUUCAACAGCCAGCCCUUCAUAUUAUCAAAAUAUAAAUUAUUAGGUCAAGUACUGGGUUACAAUAGCACAGAAGGUGCAAAACCUGCAUAGUUCAUUCCAGAUAAAAGGCAGAACAAAGGAUCUUGCUUGUAAAUAGAGUGCAACUGAUUGUAUAAUAUGAUAUUGUAUAAUAUAAAACAACAAUUAUAUGUGAAUAAGGGGUCACUUGUAACAAACGGGCCUAUUAGAAACGCUUUCAAGCUGGCAGGACUCAGGUACACAAUGUAAAUUACAACAGUCAAAGGCUGAUAGAAAUCUUUAGCAUAUGGCACAUUAUAAUGAACUUGUUUAGAUUUAUGUUGAGGUAGAAAGCAAAUCACUUUUAAUCAUGUGACUAACAGAGUGUUUGUAUUUCCUCUUUGGUGAAGUUAUUCUGUGGUUAACAGUAAUCUAAGUAAUGAGUAUGGUUGGUGAAGAUGUAUUGCUAUAAUGUUGUUAAAGAGCUAUUUGUGUGGUAAAAGAUCUGCAGUCAAUAAAGAGGACAACUUAUUGUGGUGUCAGAGCUGUGA